This is a messenger RNA of Daucus carota subsp. sativus, 1757 nucleotides long. Its product is annotated as pentatricopeptide repeat-containing protein At4g21705, mitochondrial. NCBI's taxonomy places the organism in Eukaryota, Viridiplantae, Streptophyta, Magnoliopsida, Apiales, Apiaceae. Gene Ontology annotation, molecular function: protein binding. The transcript is spliced from 2 exons. Gene Ontology annotation, cellular component: mitochondrion. The record is from RefSeq and is a predicted model, not a curated record. Bases 76 to 1569 code for a protein of 497 amino acids.
GGAGUUCAUACACUCAUACUACAGGAAGAAAACCCUGCUAAAACCCGAGUCUCUCAUACGCAGAUCAUUUGAAAAAUGAAAAGAAUCAACAAAACCCUAAUUACAAAUCUGCUUAAUUACACAACUCAUAGAUGUUAUUACACAAACAGACUCAACAAAGAAACACUCUACACAAGAAUCAGUCCACUUGGAAACCCUAAUUUGGACUUAACUCCUGAGCUUGAUAACUGGAUUCAAAAGGGUAAUAAACUCAGAUUUGCUGAGCUUCAACGCAUUGUUCUCGACCUUCGCAGGCGGAAACGAUACUCGCAAGCCCUUCAGGUUUCUGAAUGGAUGAAUAAAAGAUGUGUUUAUGUAUUUACUCCAACCGAACAUGCAAUCCAGCUGGACCUGAUAGGCAGAGUUCAUGGAUUUGUCAAUGCGGAAAGUUACUUCAUGAGUUUGAAUGAGCAGGACAGAACUGAAAAGACAUAUGGUGCUCUUCUCCAUUGUUAUGUGCGACAGCGUCAAACUGACAAGGCCCUGUCGCAUCUAGAGAAAAUGAAGGAUUCCGGUGUUGCUCUAUCACCUCUCAAUUACAAUGAUAUCAUGUCUCUCUAUUCUUCCACUGGAGAACAUGAGAAGACUUACGAAGUCUUAAUGGUAAUGAAAAGGGAUGGUAUCACACCUGACAACUUCAGCUAUAAAAUCUGUAUCAAUUCUCUUGGAGUAAUGUCAGAUAUUGAGGGAAUGGAAAGAAUCUUAAAGAAAAUGGAAAGCGAGCCCCAUAUUUCCAUGGACUGGGUUGCUUAUGCAACUGUAGGGAAUCAUUAUAUUACGGCAGGCCUCAAAGACAAGGCAAAUAUCGCUCUAAACAAAGCUGAAGCAUUUUUGGAUAAUAAAAAUGGUAUUGGUCAUAACCAUCUCAUUACACUCCAUGCUCGCCUAGGAAAUACAUCUGAUGUCUUUCGAAUGUGGGAUCUUAUGAAGAGUGCUUGUAAAAGGUGUAUUAAUAAGGAUUAUAUAAUCAUGCUGGACACUCUUGCAAAGCUUGGUGAGUUCACCAAAGCUGAAGAACUAAUUGAAGAAUGGGAGGCAUCUGGAAAUUGCUACGAUUUUCGAGUACAAGAUGCUUUAAUUACUGGGUAUUGUAAUGUGAGAUUGUAUGAUAAAGCCAGGGAAAUGCUUGUAAAGUUAGUCGAUAAACAGAGGACUACAAUACCAGGAAGUUGGGAAAGAGUUGCAGUAGGGUUCUUAGAAAAUGGUGAGAUGGAGAAGGCUCUAUAUUGUUUCAAAGAAGCUCUUUCUUUACAUGCUGAGAGCAAAAGAUGGAAGCCAAAUCACAAGUCCAUUACCAUUCUAAUUAAUUCAUUAGCUGAGAAAGGCAGUUCUGAAGAGGUUGAAAGUUUUAUUGCCUCGUUAAGAAAUGUUAUCCCAGUAAACAGACAAAUGUAUCAUGCUUUAAUGAAAGCAUAUUUAAGAGAUGGUAAAGAAGUGGAUGGAAUCUUAAAUAGGAUGAAAGCCGAUGCCAUACCUGAGAAUGAAGAAACAAAGAAGAUUAAGAACAUGGAGCAGGUAAAAAAUCAAUAGCCAACAGCAACUGUACUGUUAUAUGCUAAUUGCUAGCCUAUGCAAUUUGCUGGUGCUAGUUGGCAUGUAUAUAGGUAAUGUCGUGUUAUUUUACUGUUGUUUCAUUAAAUGUAAUUCAGCUUAUUAUAGAAAAUAAACUUUAGAGAGGUUACUUGUUUUUCUUCUAAUAAACUUCAAAAUGUUAUUGA